Messenger RNA from Lolium rigidum, 1653 nucleotides. Its product is annotated as cytochrome P450 704B1. NCBI's taxonomy places the organism in Eukaryota, Viridiplantae, Streptophyta, Magnoliopsida, Poales, Poaceae. Gene Ontology annotation, molecular function: iron ion binding; heme binding; monooxygenase activity. Bases 1 to 1653 code for a protein of 550 amino acids. The transcript has 4 exons. The record is from RefSeq and is a predicted model, not a curated record.
AUGAGCAGCUCCAUGGAGGAAGAUCACGCCCUGCCGGCAACGGCGUUCUUCCCGCUAGCAGGGCCCCACAAGUUCAUCGCCGUCUUCCUCGUGUUCCUUUCGUGGGUCUUGGUCCACAGGUGGAGCCUGAGGAAGCAGAAGGGGCCAAGGUCAUGGCCGGUCAUCGGCGCGACGCUGGAGCAGCUGAGGAACUACUCCAGAAUGCACGACUGGCUCGUGGAGUACCUGGCCAAGUACCGGACGGUGACCGUCGACAUGCCCUUCACCUCAUACACCUACAUCGCCGACCCGGUGAACGUCGAGCAUGUGCUCAAAACCAACUUCAGCAAUUACCCCAAGGGAGUGGUAUACAGAUCCUACAUGGACGUGCUGCUCGGCGAUGGCAUAUUCAACGCCGACGGUGAGCUGUGGAGGAAGCAGAGGAAGACGGCGAGCUUCGAGUUUGCUUCCAAGAACCUGAGAGAUUUCAGCACAAUCGUGUUCAGGGAGUACUCUCUGAAGCUGUCGAGCAUACUGAGCCAAGCUUGCAAGGCCGACAAAGUUGUAGACAUGCAGGAACUGUACAUGAGGAUGACGCUGGACUCGAUCUGCAAGGUCGGGUUCGGGGUUGAGAUCGGCACGCUGUCGCCGGACCUCCCAGAGAACAGCUUCGCACAGGCCUUCGACGCCGCCAACAUCAUCGUGACGCUGCGGUUCAUCGACCCGCUGUGGCGCGUGAAGAAGUUCCUUCACAUCGGCUCGGAGGCCCUGCUGGAGCAGAGCAUCAGGCUCGUGGAUGAGUUCACCUACAGCGUCAUCCGCCGCCGCAAGGCCGAGAUCGUGCAGGCGCGAGCCAGCGGCAAGCAAGAGAAGAUCAAGCACGACAUCCUGUCGCGGUUCAUCGAGCUGGGGGAGGCGGGCGGUGACGACGUCAGCCUGUUCGGGGACGACAAGGGCCUCCGCGACGUUGUGCUCAACUUCGUGAUCGCCGGGAGGGACACGACGGCGACGACGCUGUCGUGGUUCACCUACAUGGCCACGAAGCACCCGGACAUGGCCGAGAAGCUCCGCCGCGAGCUGGCUGCCUUCGAGGCGGAGCGCGCCCGCGAGGAGGGCAUCGCGCUGGUCCCCUGCAGAGACGACGAGAGCUCCGACGACUCAUCGGCCUUCGCCGCCCGCGUGGCGCAGUUCGCAGGCCUCCUGAGCUACGACGGGCUCGGGAAGCUGGUGUACCUGCACGCUUGCGUGACGGAGACGCUCCGGCUGUACCCGGCGGUGCCGCAGGACCCGAAGGGCAUCGCGGAGGACGACGUGCUCCCGGACGGCACCAAGGUGCGCGCCGGCGGGAUGGUAACGUAUGUGCCCUACUCCAUGGGGCGGAUGGAGUACAACUGGGGCCCCGACGCAGCCAGUUUCAAGCCGGAGCGGUGGAUCGGCGACGACGGCGGGUUCCGCAACGCGUCGCCGUUCAAGUUCACGGCGUUCCAGGCGGGGCCACGGAUCUGCCUAGGAAAGGACUCGGCGUACCUGCAGAUGAAGAUGGCGCUGGCCAUCCUGUGCAGGUUCUUCAGGUUCGAGCUCGUGGAGGGCCACCCCGUCAAGUACCGCAUGAUGACCAUCCUCUCCAUGGCGCACGGCCUCAAGGUUCGCGUCUCCAGGGCGCCGCUCGCCUGA